Messenger RNA from Nestor notabilis (Kea), 2310 nucleotides. RefSeq names its product transport and golgi organization 6 homolog (Drosophila) (gene TANGO6). The annotation marks the transcript as partial. The record is from RefSeq and is a predicted model, not a curated record. The transcript is spliced from 17 exons. Gene Ontology annotation, biological process: protein secretion. Lineage: Eukaryota; Metazoa; Chordata; Aves; Psittaciformes; Psittacidae.
GGUGUUUCGGAAGCAGAGCGAGCACAAUGCCGGGAAACCCUGCGGCACAUCCUGGACCGCGUCUACCAGCCGCUGGCGGUGCGGGAGCUGCUCAUCCUGCAGGGACGUCCUCCCUCUCCUGGGGAAGAAACAAAGCCGGCCCUUGUGCGGGCCCCAGCAUGGCUGCGGCGCCUCUGUGGUCAGCUGCUCUCCCAGAGGCUGAUGAGACCCAGUGGGGUUCAGGCAGUAGUUCGGGGCAUCAUGGAGGGAACAGGCGGUGAGUAGGCAGGUGGCGCUGGUGCUGAGGCAGCAGCUGUGGACUGGAGAAAAUGUGAUGCGGUUGCAAAGAUCCUGGCUUCCUGCCCACAGCAGUGCCAUUCCCUCCAGGAGUACUACAGUCUGGUGUGCCCCCAGGUUCUGGACUUGCUGCACAUCCAGGACAAGCUGACAGCGCGCCAGUUCCAGCGUGUGGCCACCACGACGCUGCUCACCAUGGUGAGAGAGCACCCUCAGCUGGCAGAGAAGUACCUGCUCCAGCCCCUGCUGGCACCGCUGCUGCGAUGUUCAGGGACAGCAGAGCUAGCAGUGGAAGAUUUAUCAGAAGGGACCGUGCUGGUGACAGAGGCAGAGCUUGGCAGCUGCGUGGAAGAUGUGCUCAAGGUGUAUGUGGUUGGAAAUGACAGCUUGAGCCUGCUGCUGGGAUCCUUACAGUCAGUCCUGGGAGUGGUUUUUUCCCUCUAUUCCUUCGCCAAGCAGAAUGUGUCAUACUUACGCUCCCCGUGCCAGGACAUCCUGCUGUGGUUCCUGGAGAAGUCAGAGCGGGAGGUGUCGCUGGCAGUGCUGGAGGGCUUUGCAGGGCUCAAUAGCAUCGUGCCCACCCUCCACCCAAGGUGCCAGUUCCGUGCGGGCAGUGAAGGUGGUGCCACCAUCGCAGUGGAGGACACCAUCAGUGAUGAAGAUGAGGCCCUCUACCAGAAGAUUUCCUUGGAGCAGUGCCGUGUGGAGAACUUGGUGGAGCUUUUGUCUUACUGCCAGAAGAGUGGUCUAGCUGGAGACUUCUUCAUCCGCUGCCUGAAGGCACUGACUCAUGUGGCUGCAGAGGACGAGGUGGCUUCGAACUUGGGUGCAGUGCCUGGAGAGAGCCUUCUGGAGCUGGAGCAGUACCACACCAGGCAGAAGAGGAAGCUGCUGGUCCUGCAGCUUGUGGCCACGCUGUGUGAGAGCAUCUCAGACACUGUGUUCACAGAUGUUGCCCAGGUUGCCACGUUGCAGCGGGCCUCUGCCAGCCCGGCUCAGGGCCCGGGCGCGGCUGCAGAGGCACAGACCCUCGCCAUGGCCAUGGGGCUGGUGGCUGCGAUGCUUGGUGGAGCCGUGCAGCUACAAUCCAGUGACUUCACUGUGCUGAAGCGGCUGGUGCCACUGCUGGAGGAGCUCUCCCGCACCUAUCCUGAGCCUGUCACCCAGGAGCUGGCCUCAGACCUGCGCAUUGCCAUCUGCACCCACGGGGCCUUUUCCCCCGGGACACUGGGUACUGACAGCCCAGCUGGGCUCCAGGAGCUCCUGGUGUCAGCGUACGACCCACAGCCCCCGGGCCGGGCAGCUGCCCUGCGCUGCCUCGCCAGCCUCAUCACACAGCAUGAUCCAGAGGCUCUGCGGCUUCAGGAGAAACUCCUGCAGGUGUUCCUGGAGAAUGUGCAACAUGAGGAUGCCUUUGUCUACCUGUCGGCCAUCCAAGGUAUUGCUCUGCUCUCCAGCGAGUACCCGGAGCGGAUCCUGCCCAUCCUGCUGGCACAGUACCGGUGCCCAGCACGUGGCACAGAGGACGCCAUGGCUCCCAUCACCAGGAUGAAGCUGGGCGAGGUGCUCAUGCGUGUCACCCAGGCGCUGGGGGACAUGGUGUUCAAGCACCGGGAGCCACUGGUCCAGGCCUUCCUGCAGGGCGCACGGGACCCUGACAGUGCUCUGCGGGCCAGCAGCCUCUCCAACCUGGGCGAGCUCUGCCAGCGCCUUGGCUUUCAGCUGGGCUCCAUCGUCCAGGAGGUCACCUCCUGUGUGACAGCCAUAGCCAAGACAGACCCUGAGGUGGAGGUGCGAAGAGCUGCCGUGCACGUGGUGGUGGUGCUGCUGCGGGGGCUCAGCGAGAAGGCCACAGAGGUGCUGCAGGACGUCCUGCGGGACCUUUAUCGGCUGCUCAAGCACGUGGUGGCGGCCGAGUCUGAUGGUGCAACGGUGCUGCACGCGCAGCUGGCGCUGGAGGAGCUGGAUGCAGUGAUGAGGAGGGUUCUCUUCCCCCCGCAAGUGCUGGAGAAGAAGAUCGUGGUGCUGCCAUAG